AUGGAUGGUGUUGAGGAGGUGGAGGGUUACAAGCCUGACCCAGGAUUUGAAGAAGAUUCAAGGGAACCAUUAGCUGAUAUUAGUUUGUCAGGUUCAACUGAGCUUUGGCUCAUUCAAUGGCCUCCCAAUGAACUUCCUGAUGUUAAUGGGAAAGAAUUAUCUCUCAGUCUUGAUCAGGAUGGAUGUUUGGGAAGUUUCGAGGCUUCAUCGGGGAAAGUAUAUGAUCUGGUCAGCUGCUCUGCUCAAGAGCAAGAUGCUACAGUUUUCCUGUCCUCUGAAUCGGAAACAAAGAUUGUUGGGAAAAUUUCAAGACGAGUUUCCCUUGUGCAUUAUCCUGACCCUAAAGAACUUGAGAAACAAGAAGCAGAAAAGAAGUCAAAACGCUCGUAUCAGAUGUCUGCUGGAUCUUCAUUGAUGAAUUCUUCCCUCCAUUCUGGAACUACAACCCCAAGUUCUAAGCUGCGAAACUCACAGCUGUCAAGGGGACAUGCUGCCUCUACACAUAGUAGCAGACAUAAGAGUUCAUUGUCUGAAGCUGGGGAGCAAUCAAAUACUAAACAAAGGCGUAUGCAUAAUCGCAGUGGAUCCACAGAUCAGUCUACUCUAGACUCAGGAAGAGGUCACAGUGUUUAUACCUAA
Molecule: messenger RNA, 639 nt
Organism: Dovyalis caffra
Lineage: Eukaryota; Viridiplantae; Streptophyta; Magnoliopsida; Malpighiales; Salicaceae
Source: the annotation of a GenBank genome assembly